AUGAGUAUAAAUAAAACUUCUAAUGUUUACGUUAUGUCUAUAUUCGACGAACAGUUUGAAAUGUACGAGAAGAUUGGUUAUGGCAGGUUUGGUAACGUGUAUAGGGCGAGAUACAAGCCGACAGGUGAGGUGAUAGCAGUGAAAGUAAUUCGAAAGGGAACAAUCCAUCCUUGUUACAUUGGCAACGAGGUACGGCUGGGAUCGCUUGUUUCGCACCAUGGUAUCGUCAAAGUUAAGUUCAUGUUUCACAACAGUACUUAUUUUUUCAUUGUUAUGGAGUUGCUUGAAGGUGCAACUCUGGAGAACCUUAUAAACUGCCAACGCUUUACUGAGAAUGAGGCACGUGUGUAUGUCUAUGAACUUGUAAAGGCCCUACACUUCCUGCAUUCGCACCAUAUCAUGCAUCGAGAUAUAAAGCCAAGCAAUGUCAUGGUAUGCAAAACCGGUAUAAAAAUCGUUGAUCUGGGAACACUUAGCCUGUUCCAGAAGCAUUGCAACAGAGAAGAUAAUCAAUUGCUAGCAUCAAAAUCUGCUUCAAACAGGGCUGCAAGUAUCUACGACUCGUACAAUAUCCAACCGACCGACGUGAACUCCGUAAGUAUUUUGAAAUCACUUGGAAGAGGUGGAGGUAGAAUGAUCAAUUGUAUGAAUAUCAAAAGGGUAUCUGCAGAAAGGUGCGGAACGCUUCUUUACUCCGCACCUGAAGCACUAUUUCUGCGAUCACAGAUUACCGACAAAGUUGAUGUGUGGUCAUUAGGAUGCCUUAUCUACAGGAUGAUCACGGGCACCGACCCCUUUACCGGAAGCGAUAGUAGUGAGGUUGAAUAUUCCAUUUUGAAAGGUCCUAUAGACACAGAUUCGCUGAAUGUUUCGGACAGUUUGAAAGAACUCUUUAGAGGAAUGUUUCGGAGGGAUCACAAGGCACGAAUGAGUAUCGAAGAUGUGAUGGCCUCGGAUUGGUUGAGCCCGCUAACUCAGACAUAUAUAUCUGAUGGUGUAUGUGUUUUCUGUGGAAAUUCGUUGGAGAAGGCCCAAGGGGUAGAAGAAGGCAAUUUGUUCAGAACAUGCAGGAAAUGCGAGGAUUCAAGAAGAGAAAAGAUAAGGAACUGUGGAACAGAGAUGUGUUUUUCAAACGACGUUCCGGCUGGUAAACUGAAUCGGGAACUGGUCGAAAUAAAGCUGUCGAUGUGGGGAUUGUGUGCAUCUCUCGACGCAACACAUCGCGAUGAUUUGACAAAAUUAUUUGGGUUGCGCCCGGAAGCAGUCGACCAAAUAGGCGAGAUAAAAAAUGCACGGGAGGUUGCCCGGGAGAUCGAAUUUGGCAGACAGCUAAAGGCGUAUUUUGGAAAAUCACGAGGAUGUUUCACGCUACCUGAUAUUUACAGCUACAUAAAGUGCAGAGCAUUAUACAAAGAUCCUAACUUGCGGCUGGUCAAUGGAGGGCGCAGCAUCUUCAAAGUACGGAUGUUUUUCAAGGAUGUUAUUUUUAAAUCAUUAGAUCCGCCUACAAGGAUGAUUAGAGGCAUUUCGUAUGAUGUGAGUGUUAGCAAUGAGCAAUCUGGUCCAAAAAUUUCUCUUUAUAAACGUGGUGGGCGUUUCAACGACUUUCAACGAUUACAUUCAAUGAUAAGGGACAAUUUCGAAAGAAUGGUGAGGGUAUGCGAUGAAUGGUACUGAGACCGCUAAUCAGCAAUCCGUGCCAUGCUUUAUGUUGCGGGUACCACUUUGGACAUGCAAGCAGGCUUAGCCUGCUGGAACGCUAUAUCGAACAAAUGAUGUCCUGAAAUAGGUACGAGGACAAGGAUAGCGAAGAAAAACAGCAAAAAGAGAAUGGAGAGCGUUUCAUAUGUUACACCAUUAUUAAAUGAUUCUUGAA
This is a messenger RNA of Vavraia culicis subsp. floridensis, 1876 nucleotides long. RefSeq names its product serine/threonine protein kinase. The coding region runs from base 1 to 1677 and encodes 558 amino acids. Gene Ontology annotation, biological process: autophagy; peptidyl-serine phosphorylation. The record is from RefSeq and is a predicted model, not a curated record. Lineage: Eukaryota; Fungi; Microsporidia; Pleistophoridae. The transcript has a single exon. Gene Ontology annotation, molecular function: protein serine/threonine kinase activity; ATP binding. Gene Ontology annotation, cellular component: cytoplasm.